Hemisphaericaspora subhashii is the source of this 708-nucleotide messenger RNA. RefSeq lists its product as uncharacterized. The coding region runs from base 1 to 708 and encodes 235 amino acids. The transcript has a single exon. The record is from RefSeq and is a predicted model, not a curated record. Lineage: Eukaryota; Fungi; Ascomycota; Pichiomycetes; Serinales; Debaryomycetaceae.
AUGAUUAAAGGCAAUUGGAGUUUAUCAGCAGAAUUAAAACAAAAUGAACGAAAGCGACAAUCAAAAAUUCAACAACGACAAAAACAUCAAUUUAAAUUAGAUAAAUUAAAACAAAUAGAUCCAAUUAAAUUAUAUCAUCGUAUCAAGAGAUUGGAAGAACAAGAAUCAAGAUCAAUUAAAGAUGAUGAAUAUUUAAACAAUUUACAACAAGAUUGGGAAUUUAUAGAAAAGAAUAAAUUACAUCAAUUAAAGAUUAAAACCUUCUUUGAUAAUCAACAGAAACUACAACAACAGAAACAAAAGGAAUUAAAUAAAUUAUGGGGACAGAAAUCUAUUUAUUUUAAUCCAGAAUUAAAUCCUCUUGGUAAAAUACCUGAUAUAAAUAAUCUAUCAGAAAGGUUAGAACCAUUAGAGAAUUUAACAAUACCAUUAAAGAAUAGGAAGCAAAUAACAAAAUAUGAAUCAGACCCACUUAUUCAACAAUUGAAUAUUAAGCUUCCAUCUGGGGACCCUCCAAGAUUCUACAAAUUAAUUCAAAAUACAUCUAAACCAAAACCAAAGGUAAAAAUAGAUGAGGCAGAGGGAGAUGAUGAGGAACUCCAAGCUAAACAACUUAAUGAAUCAGAUGCUUCUCCUGUUGAUUCAUCUGAUAAUGAAGAUGAAGAAGAAGAAGAUUACAAUAAUCAUAAAAAACCAAAGCUAGUUUAA